GGAGUCAGACUUCAGCAGCUCUGAACUUGUGAGGAGACACGCAGCGGAUUAAAAACCUGCUAAUGUAGAAACUGAACUGAUUUCAUUUUCACUCCAGCACUGGGUGGUUUGAUCUGGAGCACCACAGAUAAAGGUUUGUGGAUGAUGCAGAGGCCUCUCUGUGCUUCAUCUCGUUUUUAUUUCUUGGAUCAUUGAGUCGAUCAAAUAGUAAAAAAUAGAAAAAAAAGCUGCGGGUGAAUAAGAUGAAGAAGAGGAGGCAGAAAUGCGUCUUUAUGGCAACACCUGUCGUCUGAUGGUUGGAUAACUGCUGCGCCUCUGCUGGAGAUGGAGCCGCUUGUACUCUGGGUUUACAAGAGACGAGACACGCGCGCUGUGGAUGAACGUCCGAGUGAUUUCAGAGUGAUCUCCAGGCUUCUCUUUGAGCUCAAUGACAGGGGGAUCUGACGAGGGAAGGUGGAGGGAUGGAGAAUGCCAGUCAGCUCAAACCAACGCCGGUCAUCUACGGAGAGCUGUUGAACAUCUCCACCAACGACACCCAUGCCAAUUUCACGUCGAAAGCGGAGGCGAAGGACACUAACUUGGCUUUCCAGGCGGGUCUAGCGGUGACCUUAGCCCUCAUAACUUUCGCUACGACGCUUUCGAACGCGUUCGUCAUCGCCACCAUUUACCAAUCCCGAAAAUUACACACCCCGGCAAACUUUCUGAUCGCGUCCCUGGCGGUCACGGACCUCCUGGUGUCCAUUUUGGUGAUGCCCAUCAGCGCGCUGUACACCGUGAGCCAGACCUGGACUCUGGGGCAGGUCGUCUGUGACAUCUGGCUCUCCUCGGAUAUAACGUGCUGCACCGCGUCCAUCCUCCACCUGUGCGUAAUUGCGCUGGACCGCUACUGGGCCAUCACGGACGCAGUGGAGUACUCCAAGAAGCGCACGCCGGCGCGCGCGGCCGGGAUGAUCGCCACCGCCUGGGUGAUCGCCAUCUCCAUCUCCCUGCCGCCGUUCUUCUGGCGCCAGGUGAAAGCGGAGGAGGUGACGAGCUGCAACGUGAACACCGACCACAUUUUCUACACCAUCUACUCCACCUUCGGCGCUUUCUACAUCCCCACGCUGCUGCUCAUCGCCCUGUACGGGAGGAUUUACGUGGAAGCCCGAAAGCGCAUCCUGAAGCAGUCGCACAACAAGCCGGGGAAGAGACUCACCUCGGCGCACCUGAUCACCAACUCCCCCGGCUCGGUGGCGUCCACCACCUCCCUGAACUACGGGACGAACGACACCUCCUCCUGUGACACUACCUCGUCCGCGAACGUGAGCCAAGUCAAAGUCACUGUGUCCGACGCGCUGCUGGAGAAGAAGCGGAUCUCCGCCGCCAGGGAGAGGAAGGCCACCAAAACUUUGGGAAUAAUCCUCGGAGCCUACAUCAUUUGCUGGCUCCCGUUUUUCAUUUACACUCUCCUAGUGCCUGUGUGUGAGUCCUGCUUCCACCCGGAGUUAUUUGACAUUUUCACCUGGCUGGGUUACCUCAACUCCUUAAUCAACCCCAUCAUUUACACCAUGUCCAACGAGGACUUCAAGCAGGCUUUCCACAAACUAAUACGGUUUAGAUGCUGCAGGGCAUGAACGGUGAUUACCAGCCAUGAUUACCCCCUCCUCCCCCACCCCUCCUCCAGUCAUCUAUAUAAUGCCAGAAUUGAAUCAAACCCACCACCACCCACAGAUAUUUCACUCCCCAGGUUUUCCCUGAGGGCAGCAUCACCAACAUCCACAUUGUUUCUAAUAAUGUGGCUGCAGAAUGAGCUUUGUACCUGAUAGAUGGUGAGGACUGUGGAAAUGCAUUGAGCUGCCAUCAGGUCUGCAUUGUAUUAUCUGAUGGCACUGCGCAGUAAAUGGCUGUCAGUGGAAUUUCUCUUCAGAAACACCCAGCUGCUGUUGGAUGCAGAGGAGAGAAGUGUUGGUGGAUGUUAUGAUGUGAAAGCUCUGUGACUGGUUUGCAGUUGAACCGUGUUAUUACGAUGACAUGGAGAAAGCCCAUAGCCCCGGAUGCAGCCCCCCCCUCCCCCGCCUGUACGUGCUGCACUGGACCGUAGCCUACAGACUCACUUUGCCAUAUGAGUUUGACAGUCAACAUCAGUUGGCUUGUAAGCACAAACAGCUUAAGACUAAGCUACCGUGAGCCCCAAGGGCAAAAAAUACGAUUUGUGUUUUGUUUUCCUGACUCAAUAAGGGGAAAUACUGGUGCCUACAACAAGUUUAGUUUAGUUCCUCAGACGUGCCUGGCCCAGAUGGAGAUAAAAGCAUGAUUUUAGUUUGAGAAAAAGAUCUAAAUUUGGUUUGUUCUCGUGGCCAGUGUAUGUGCUUUCUUUUCUCUUCUCGCUGUGGCUGAUGUUCACUUUAAACAAGGCUCCAAAAUGAGUGUAAAUGUUCAAAUCUGUAUGCAUCAGUGUGAUUUUUACCUUAAUUUGCUCAAAGAGUCUGGAUGGUAUCAUACUGUAAAAUAAUGCUAAGUGAUCACCUCUGAAAGAAGGAAGAGCCUUUAUUCUGUCUACCAGACCUGUUGUUAAAAGAUGCAUCCUUAAUUGUUAAUAUGAGCUUUGAUGUACCAUGUCAUAUCAGGCUGAACUAAUUCAGAUCCAAAUCUAGUUAAACUGAUAAGACUGGGUUCCUGUCGUCUCUUGGAAUUUGGCAUUCAUGUCGUCGGCACCCAGAAAAUUUGUGGAAAAUGAUAAAUAUAUAUAUAUAUUUUUUUUUUUUAACGCUCCAAAAUGUCACAGUAUUCCGAUCAAAAUCACUUUCUUUCUUCCCACCAAACCGUCACAUGUUAAAUGUCAAGCUUUAGCAGCAGCUGCUGAGCCCUUAAAAGAACAUUUCUGGGUGAAAAAAAUCAGCCUGAGAAAGACUUUGUUUACAGCUUUUAGAAAAAGAUAGAAGAACUGCAGCAACAACAACAACUAAGUACUGCUGGUCGAAAUCGUGUUAUACAUGUGCAGGGCUGUAGCUGCUGUUGAGGACACUGAGGUCAUGUCCUUGGUGUAGUUUCUGGGAAAUUAAAAACCUGAGGAGGAAUUCAUGUUCCACAGUAACACCCAAAGUUCACAUGGUGAGUCUUUUUAAGGUUGAUUCUGAGUCAAAAUUCUUAAAUUCAACAGUUUUGAGACUUUAAAUCACAUGGAAUUAAAGAGAUAUACAGAAGCAGAGUUUUUCUUUUUUUGUUUUUGGUGCCUAGCAUAAAUUAUCCCUAGUAUUUCUAAAAUCCUGGCUACAGCCCUGCAUGUGUCACUCAGAUAUUUAGGAAAUCUCAGAAGGCGAUCUCCAAAAUGUGUAGGAACCCUGUCUUAUCAAUUUUUAAGGAAUAGUUUUGACAAAUACUCAAGGUUUUGCCGAGAGUUAGACGCAACAGUCGACACCACUCUCAUCUCUGUGUUAGCACGACACUCCUGUAACACUGUUGGACCGUGGACAAAAGGGAUCAGAAUCAAUGAAACAGAUCCACUCAUUCUUUGUGAAAACCUGAUGCCUACGUUACCCACAAUGCAUUUCAACUGCCGACAGUCUGGUUGGAGAUUCAGCAGUGUUAUGCUAGUAGCAGCUGACAUAUCCUGGAGCCUGUGUUGUUCAGCAGAGAUCUAGUAAGAUCACGUCUUUCUAACCACACCAACAGAUUCUUUUAGGUUUUAAACUUCUUCAGAACCAACGUCAAAGUCACAUCACCUGAGGACGUUUAUCAGACUUAACACCGCUCCCUCUGGAGACACUAAAGGCUUUAAACUACUGUUUUCACAUAUGCAAUCGUACUCCCCAACAUCUGGAAACACAUCGGUGCAGUUCCCCUUUAAGUCAGGAGGCCAGGAGGAACAGUUAGCUCUAAAACACAGCUUCUAACACCUUUAAAGCUCGAGGUCUAACACUUCAUAUCUCCUUUGUUCAAUUCACACACAAACUGAAGUGUGAAAAGGACAUGUGGUGGGUUUAUGCAGAGAGUUAUUUGCUGGGACUCGGCUAUUUCUUGGUGAACAACUGCAAAUAGUUACACUGUGUAAUUGUUGUUUUUACAUUUCAGGUUGUGUAUGAAUGAAACAAACCUGAUGCGUGUUAACUUGUGAACUUUGGAGGGUUGAGCUGGAUCUAGGUUCAUGCUUUACAUACAGUUCAUACAUGAGAGCGGUGUCAGUGUUUUCAUCUAACUCUCAGCAAAAAGACCAAGCUGUUCCUUCAAUAAGGCUUUUUUCAUGCACUGUAAAAACAAACAUGAAAACAUGCUUGUUAGGAAAACUAAAGAGGAAAAAUUGUCCCUACAGAAGGAAGCUGCCACAAAAUGGCUGCAGAGAGCUGCACCAGUAGAAGCAGAAAGAGUCUCUGGUAUAAAAAAAAAAAAAAAAAAGAAGAGAAAAAGCGUCUUUUCGGCAGCCAUGUUGGAUGUUUGAGCCGACUUACGGCGGGGACGCUCCGUAGCUAUCCUGCUCUGUUCCAGCUCUGUGAUGAAUUGCCUCUUUGUGUACAGUAUUGAUCAGCUCGGUGUGAAACUCAUCUGGUGGCUCUGUCAAUCCAAUGGAAGUUGCAUUUCAUCCAGGUUAGCUUCUGCUGUACAACGCUUCUGCACACAUAGGCGAUGCACUGUAACUGCUCUGCUCUGGAGGAUGAAAUCCAACCCACUUGGAGCACAAAAAAGCACUGCUGCUGUUGUGAAAACUGAAAAAAAAAAUCUCAAUAAAAAGGUCUAUGGCGUCAUGAGGUUAUGACAGUUUGCCCCCAUGUUCUUAUUUUUCUAAUUGCGCACUGUAAAACAUUGUGACGAAGAAAAAGCUGACAUUUGUUUUAUCAUCGUCAGAAUCUGCUGUGGUAAUUUGGUCUGUGUGGUGAUGAUAAAACAGUUUGCAGAUAUGAGCUGCAUGGAUGUGUUAAUGUACGGUGACAGCAUAAACACUUUGUAACUUAAUUAGUCAGCUGGGAAAAUGAGGAAAAUGUAAGUUCUGAAUGUCUAACGAAGUGCACGCCUGCUUCCUGUCUGCAUUUUUCUGCUGCAUAUCUGAAUCUAUGCAUUCUUCUCCAUGAGGGGAUUAUAUGCAGCAUGUAUUGAUGUGCACAGCUCAGCAUACAUGCAGUAUAAUGAGGGUUUCUUCUCUCUGCAGUGUUAAGCCACUGUGUUACAGUGUGUGUGGAUUAAUAGCAGUUCUUGCAUAAGAGACCUUCAGGUGAUGUACAGUGUUUUAAACACAUUCACACACUAAACAGGCACUGUAAACAUCAUCACCUGAGGGUUCUUUUCCUCUGAGCCACUUCCAGAGUCCAUUCUGAUUCUCAGCAGGUUUCUGUCAUAUAAACACCAAUCAGCCACAACAUUAAACCACUGACAGGUGAAGUGAAUGACACUGAUCAUCUGGUUACAAUCCAAUGUUCUGCUGGGAAACCUUCAGUCUUCUGGAUGUUACUUUGACACGUACCAGGACUGAAACAAUGUCUGUGUGGGUAAAGUAACUUUCCUCUGUCAGUGGUUUUAAUGUUGUGGCUGAUAUUAAUCAUGGCCAAACUCACUCAGGAGGGAAUGGAGCGUUUGGUGGAGCUCUGUGUCUCAGGGUAAUAAGACAAAUCAGGCUUUGGAGCUACACACACACAUAAGGCUCUCCAGUUCAGCUACAUUACUUUCUGUCUUUAAAUCUGCCUCCAUGUCUAACCUGUCCGCUGCAGACUGGUCUCCAUCAUCAUCAUUGUUGCAUGUUGGCACAAAAAAGAUAAACAUCUAUCAAAUCUCCCUCUCAUUAGAAAGCAGCUCUUCUCAGCCUCCUCCAACAAACCCCGAGCCAAUGUCAUUCUUUCCUUUUGUCAGAAAUUAAUAUUGUCAGCUCCCUUUGAAAUCGAUCAGACCACUGUGGCCCCGUGAUUAUGGUUUCCAUGGUUUGAUGCUUGGUUAAACCAUGGCAACACAGGCUCUGCUGGAAAUGUGUCAUGCUGCAGAAGCCAAAUAAACAAACUGACUGGAAUAUAUAUGAAAGCAGAGGGGUGGUGUCACAUCGCUCUACCUGUUUCUCAAAUUAACAGGGGAUUUAUUUUAAAAUGCCACGUGCUGCUGCCGCCAUCAAGAAAAUAUACCGACUGAAUAUUUUCUUCUGCUGUUGAGGAAAAACCUGGGAACACAAACGUACGAGUCACAUUUGUGAUAUUGUCACAUUUAAUUUUCCACUUUGCAGAAAAGCAAAGCCUGUUUGAGUUUCCACAUGUAGAUGGAGCUUCGCUUCACAGUGGAAAUGUCACUCCUGAACCAGAAAAUGUCCACUUAUCCUUACAAACAGCCUCGCUCUCUUAGCUUCGCCAUCUCUCACAGCUCAUUGUCUGCAGAGCGGCAGCAGAUUUUUACCUCUCGAUGGUUUCACACGUUUCAGUUUUUGCUCCCUGGUGUUUUGGCCUUGAAAGUGGCUGUGACUACAAGCUGCAGGAUUGUUAAAACGGCUCCUCUCACCUUUUCCUCGCAUUAUGUUCAUGCUACAAAAACAUCCAAUUUAUCAAGUAAUUUUUGUCUGUUAUUCAACUCUGAAAGUCUCUGACGAACCCAUCAUAGCUCAUGGUUUGCUUAGUGUCUCCUUCAGCAGUUUAACCCCUGCAGUGUUUGCUAGCUUCCUGUUGGUGGUUGUGUUUUCUGUAACUCCUGCAUAGCUCAGAUUCUUUUAGUGAAUCAACAGAUGUGAAGUAAACUGUACUUAAACACUAUUAGAGGGUUUACAGGCGUUCACCCUCCACUACAGCCCUGCUUCUUACAGUGUUUAGGAAAUGUUUCAAAAUGACCAGAAGAGGAACUGAUCUCAUGUUCAAACUUUACAUGGACUGUGUUUUAAAUCCCUUUGUGCUGGAUACACCUCUUUAAAGUUCAUCCUCGACCUUUGAAACAGCAGCGGAUAAAAACCAUUUCAACUUAGAGAACACAAACACAAACCCUCACGGUGGAAAAUGUAAUCUGUAAAAGCUUUUCUCUGUAUAGACACAUCAUUUGUAGGAGACAGGGUUGGUUUAGAGAGACGUCGUGGUACGGCUCAAACCUUCGUCAUCAUGUUAUCGUGGUUAAAACCAAAUCUAACUGCUUGUUGGAAACAGGAAAUAAAAACAUUUUGUUGAUG
Molecule: messenger RNA, 7096 nt
Organism: Lates calcarifer (barramundi perch)
Lineage: Eukaryota; Metazoa; Chordata; Actinopteri; Centropomidae
Product: 5-hydroxytryptamine receptor 1B
Exons: 1
Coding region: 462-1613 (383 amino acids)
Biological process (GO): adenylate cyclase-activating adrenergic receptor signaling pathway; vasoconstriction; bone remodeling
Cellular component (GO): plasma membrane
Molecular function (GO): G protein-coupled serotonin receptor activity
Source: RefSeq, a predicted model, not a curated record